AUGCCAGAGCUCAAGGAGGUCCUGGUUCUGGGAGGAACCGGGGCGCAAGGCGCACCCGUCGUUAAAGCGCUCUCGGCCAGCGGACGGUACAAGGCUCGCGUCCUGACGCGCAACCCGAACUCAGAGCACGCAAAGGCGCUCGCGGCGUUGCCCAACGUGGAGCUCAUCCAGGGCAAGCAGGACAGCCUGAGCGACCUGCACCGGGCCUUUCGCGGCGUGUAUGGCGCGUGGGUCAACAUCGACGGCUUCACGCUGGGCGAGAAGGAGGAACUGUUCUACACGUUCCGUGCGUACGAGAUUGCGCGCCACGAGAAGGUCCAGCACUUCAUCCUGGCCAACAUCGACUACUCCCUCAAGAAAGCCGGGUGGGACGAGAAGUACCACUGUUGCCAUAAUGACGCCAAGGGUCGGUUGGGAGAUUUCAUCCUCGCUCAAGGCCAAGAGGGAAUGAAAUCCUCGCUCUUCACCACCUGCCCCUACAUGGACAUGCUGUUCGAGGGCAUGUUUGUGCCCGACGAAAAGCCCGACGGGACUUUGGUGUGGGCCAACCCAGCAGCUGACGGGAAAAUCCCCCUGAUCGCACUCGACGACGUCGGCCCGUUUGUGCUGUGGAUGUUCGACAACAUCGACCGCUCUGCCGGUCUGGAUCUCGAAGUGGCCACGGACGAGGUCAGCAUGCAGGACAUCGCAGACACGGCGGCGCGUGUGACGGGGCGCAAGGCCGAGUUCGUGCGCCUGCCGAUGGAGGAGUACCUCCCCAAAGCCGAGCCAUACCCGGGGGCGCCGGCGCACUGGGGAGUCGGACCCGGGGUGAACAAGGACGAAUCCCUCAUGAGCUGGAAGGACAACUUCAAGGCCUGGUGGCACUACUGGGGCGAGGGCCACGGGGCCACCCGGAACUGGGCGUUGCUCGACGAGAUCAACCCGAACCGCAUCAAGGGCUUGGAGGCGUGGAUGAGGAAGGUCGGCUACGGGGGGGAGCGACGACCCGUGCUGAAGGACGCGCAGGACUUGAAGGCCUCGGCGCUAGAUGAUGUGCUGUUCAACGUCCGUAGUUAA
Molecule: messenger RNA, 1059 nt
Organism: Fonsecaea erecta
Lineage: Eukaryota; Fungi; Ascomycota; Eurotiomycetes; Chaetothyriales; Herpotrichiellaceae
Exons: 4
Coding region: 1-1059 (352 amino acids)
Source: RefSeq, a predicted model, not a curated record